This is a messenger RNA of Oxyura jamaicensis (ruddy duck), 1981 nucleotides long. RefSeq names its product UDP-N-acetylglucosamine pyrophosphorylase 1 like 1 (gene UAP1L1). The transcript has 5 exons. Gene Ontology annotation, biological process: UDP-N-acetylglucosamine biosynthetic process. Gene Ontology annotation, molecular function: UDP-N-acetylglucosamine diphosphorylase activity. Bases 560 to 1459 code for a protein of 299 amino acids. The record is from RefSeq and is a predicted model, not a curated record. NCBI's taxonomy places the organism in Eukaryota, Metazoa, Chordata, Aves, Anseriformes, Anatidae.
UGGCCAGUGUUGGAGAUGGAAGGUAAUGGAAGGAAAGACAGAAGCACUGUGGAGCUAGAAGGAGAGGAGGAAACAGAGAAACUUAAAAGCAAGUUGUGCUGCUCUUCAUGUUGGCACAUAAGAGGCACUAGCAUACUUUGAGCUCCUGGAGAUUCAUGGUUCAUUCUCAGCACCUUAUGCUGGUCAAUACUUCUUGAAAUGGUUAUUUUCAGUUUGAAAUUUGGGGUGAAUGAAUCUCUUGUGCUGUUCUUUACUCUGUUUUGGAGCUGACUUGGAUAUCCAGAUGUUAUUUGUACUCAGGGAAAGGCUUUUUUGUCUUGUCUGGAGCUAAACCUGUGGGUAGCUCAUGAGAUUUUGUACGUCUCAUUGCUCAUGAGACUUUGUACAGCCUUCCUGCAGGAUGACCUUUCAAGGAGAGCUCUACUAGUCAGCUACAUACCAUAAGUAACUGUAUUGUCAUUCACUUAAUACUCUAAGGUUUCUUUCCUUCUCUGUCCCAUCUGCAGUCUUUUUCUUUUUCUUGUUCCUUGCUCUACCCUUGUUCCUACCCAGGUACAUCAUGACAAGUGAGUUCACACUGGGGCCGACAGAAGAGUUCUUUGUAGAACACGGCUACUUCAACCUGGAUAAAUCCAAUGUGAUCAUGUUUGAACAGAGGAUGUUGCCAGCUGUUACCUUUGAUGGGAAGGCCAUCUUGGAGGAGAAGGGGAAAAUUGCUAUGGCUCCAGAUGGCAAUGGUGGCUUAUAUCGUGCUUUGGUGGAUAAUAAGAUCUUGGAUGACAUGAAGCAGCGUGGUAUACAGUAUGUUCAUGUAUACUGUGUAGACAACAUCCUUGUCAAGAUGGCAGAUCCAGUCUUCAUAGGCUUCUGUGUUUCCAAAGGGGCAGAUUGUGGUGCCAAGUCCUCUGUCCUGUGUCUGCAGGUGGUGGAGAAGGCCUACCCCACAGAGCCCGUUGGGGUGGUGUGCCGUGUGGAUGGGAUCUAUCAGGUGGUGGAGUACAGUGAGAUCGGUCCAGAGACUGCGCAGCUGCAAAGCCCUACUGGGGGGCUGGUGUACAGCACUGGCAAUAUCUGCAACCAUUUCUUCACUGUUGAAUUUCUGCAGAUGGUGGCCCAAAAAUAUGAGCCCCAGCUGAAGCAUCACAUAGCCAUAAAGAAGGUGCCUUACAUUGACGAGGAGGGAAAUCUGGUAAAACCGCUAAAACCAAAUGGGAUAAAGCUGGAGAAGUUUGUGUUUGAUGUGUUCCAGUUCUCUAAGAAUUUUGUGGCAUUUGAAGUUUUGAGAGAAGAGGAGUUCUCACCAUUAAAAAAUGCAGACACAGCUGACAAAGACACUCCUACCACUGCUCGGCAGUCCCUUCUGGCCCAGCAUUACCGCUGGGCUCUGAAGGCUGGGGCCAGAUUUCUGGAUGAAAAUGGUUGCAGAAUACCAGAGAAACUCAGGUGUGAACCUUUGUGACCUUCUCUGCAGCUUCUUUGCAUGUGACUGCCCAAACUUGAAAGCUUGCUAAUGGCAUGUACACUUCAUUCUAAAAUCGGGCGUUUGCCGGAUCACAGGAUGACUUGGCAUGGGUUCUGUUCAGCUGGCCUUUUCUAAACAUGCCAAGUAUUAUCUGUAACAGCUACUGUUCCAUUAGUACUCUAGUCAGUAAUGUACUCUAGUCCAUAAUGGUCAGUAAUCUUUGCUUUAAGUCUGGCUGAAUUUCCUGCCUUGGAGACAGUGAGUUAACUCCUUGUAUAGCAACACGAACACACUGAGACAACUGCCUUAGGUAGAGGCAACCUUUUGUAUCAUUCAGGAUUUAGCCAGCCCAAGGAAUUGUAAUUUGUAGUCCUCCCCAGCUUUUCUGAAUAUGAUCCUAGUACUUAAAGCCCAUCUAGAAUCUCAGGAGGACAUGAGUAUUGGAUAUUAUAGCAACUACCUUUUUAAAUACUUCCUGCAUCACACUGAAGUAAAAGCAGCUUUCCAUUCUUGGGACUC